This is a messenger RNA of Trypanosoma grayi, 774 nucleotides long. RefSeq names its product putative stress-inducible protein STI1-like. Gene Ontology annotation, molecular function: Hsp90 protein binding. The transcript has a single exon. Lineage: Eukaryota; Euglenozoa; Kinetoplastea; Trypanosomatida; Trypanosomatidae. Bases 1 to 774 code for a protein of 257 amino acids. The record is from RefSeq and is a predicted model, not a curated record.
AUGUCACUGGACGAGUUAAAGUUGAAGGGAAAUGAAGCAUUCAAGGCCAAGGACUAUGAAGGCGCCAUUGAGUGGUACACAAAGGCUAUCAAUGUAAACCCGAAAUCUGAGGCCGCAGCGGCCCUGUAUUCGAACAGAGCAGCAUGCUGGCAAAAUAUGGGAAACUUCCCGAAAGCGUUGGAGGAUUCUGACAGCUGUAUUCUUUUAAGACCAUCAUGGCUCAAAGGUUUCUUUCGCAGAGGAGUCGCGCUUGAAAGUAUGAAAAAAUUUGACGAAGCAGUAAAAGCAUUUCAGCAAGCACUGAAGGUUGAACCUGGUAACGAGGAGGUACAAGAGAAGUUGCAGAAACUGAACGCCGCUCUGAAGGAUCGUGAUGAAAAGAUGACCCCCGCAUCAUGUAAAACCGCUGAUGAAGCCAAAGUCAUCGGCAAUUCUAUGUUUACCUCAGGGAAGUAUGAAAAGGCUGUGCUCUUUUAUUCACGUGCGAUUGAGCUUGGCUCUGAGAAAAAUGGAGAACUGGCUAACUACUACGCAAAUCGCGCGGCUUGCCAUCAGCAGACGCACAACUACGAGCUUGUCAUCAGCGAUUGCGACAAGGCCCUUGAGAUUGAUUCGAAACACGUCAAGGCACUUAUUCGCCGGGCUAUUGCGUAUGAAGGACUGGAGAAGUGGAAAAAGGCCCUGGAUGAUUACAAUCGGGCAAAUUCCCUUUCUCCUGGGCUGCCCACUCUGUCACAGGGUGUUCUCCGUUGCCAGCGUGCGCUAAGAGAUUAA